CGUGCGAGCAGACGGUCGUGUUUCAGUCGCAAUCCCUCAAAGGAAAAGUUCCCUAACAACCCACAUAGAAACCCAUCAUCAAAAACCAUCGACACAAGUGCAACGGUGUGAAAAACGGGGAAAACUGUGUGAGCUUUCGUCUAAAAACGCAGGAUAUAUCGUCGCAUUAUCCUUGGCAACAACCCAAAACCAAAACACAAAACACAAAAAAAAGAAAGGUCGAAAAACCCAAAUAACGAACGGAUUUUGCUUGUUUACAACUUGCGGUCAGGACUUUUACGGAUUUUCAGGGGGGUUUGUUGUCGUGUUAGUUUGUGUGGUUUUUCCGCCCCCGUUCCCAGUGUGUUUGUGUGUUGUGCUGCUGUAAAGUGGAAGAUGCCAUGGCAACACAUUGCUAAUCGAUGACGUGACCAAAAACAACAACAACAAAAUAACCAAAGAAAACAAAAAAAAAAAAAACAGAAAAAAAGGAGCCCCCCUCUUCACACUUGGGAUAACACAAGGAUAAUGACCAUUAACUGAUUUGAUUGCGAAUUGAAAUGGCAGCAACAAUGUGAACCGACGAGAAGAGCAACAAUAUACCAACGAAAAGCACUGAAAAUAAGCAGCAAGGAAAAAAGUAGGAAAAAAUAGAAAAUAUCGGAUAGAAACGGACAGAAAUCAUAAACAAGAAUGUCCGGCAUUUGCGAAGGACUGUGAGCUGCAAGGAUGCUGAUGCUGAUGCGAUGCGAAGGCGACGCAGAUUGCAUUCAAGGACCGCUGGGCCAGCAAACAAUCAGUGGGGCAAACAAUGAGAACUAAUAAAGCACUUAAGCGGAUAGACGACCAGCAGCAACAAGGACACCCAAGUGGAAGCAAGUCUCCAGCAGAAGCAGUAGCACCAGUAGUAGUAGCACUAUCAAUCAAAAUAAGAUUUCCCGCACCCGUGCCACGGGGCGUAUGAUCAACGUGCAUCAGCUUGAUAAGCCGACAAUGGCGAUUUCGCCUCAAAUUAGACGCGACAUGGGUCGACGAUGUGCCACAUCGUUGCAGCCCAAGGAUGUUGAGGAUGGGUCAGUUUCCAGGGCAGUAACCACACCGCUGACGGCCAAUGGAGCCACCACCAUCACUGUUACCCCCAAAGACAUGCAACGAAACCACCUGCUAAAGAUGCCAACAGCAACCAUAGAGAAACCAACGAUAACAGCCACCACCAGCAUCAUUCUCACGAAUACCAAUACCGAAACCAGUACUGCUGCCAAAUCAGCAGCAACAGCCGUUCGAAACCCUUGCCGGGCUUUAAGGAUAUUAUCCAAGGGUCUGCUGCUACCCACCCUGAUCCUGGGCAUCCUCGUGGGCGGCAGCCAGGCGGGAUUCGCCUGCCUCAGCAAUCCCUGUGUGUUCGGCGUCUGCAUCGAUGGUCUGAACAGCUCGUAUUCGUGUUACUGCAUUGAUGGCUACACAGGGAUCCAGUGCCAAACGAAUUGGGACGAAUGCUGGUCGAGUCCCUGUCAGAACGGCGGGACAUGUGUGGACGGUGUGGCCUACUACAAUUGUACGUGUCCGGAAGGAUUUUCUGGAUCCAAUUGCGAGGAGAAUGUGGACGAAUGCAUGUCGAAUCCCUGCCAGAAUGGCGGCCUUUGUCGGGACAGGACCAAUGGCUACAUAUGCACCUGCCAACCCGGUUAUCUGGGCUCUCACUGCGAACUGGAUGUGGCCGUCUGCGAGACAGGAACUGGAGCCCGUUGCCAGCAUGGCGGUGAGUGCAUCGAGGGUCCGGGACUGGAGUUCACCUGCGAUUGUCCGGCGGGCUGGCACGGCAGGAUUUGCCAGGAGGAGAUCAACGAGUGCGCCUCGUCGCCGUGCCAAAACGGAGGCGUCUGCGUGGAUAAACUGGCGGCCUAUGCCUGCGCCUGUCCCAUGGGAUACACGGGCAUCAACUGCGAGGAGGAAAUCCUCAUUUGUGCCGACAAUCCGUGCCAGAACAAUGCCCUGUGUCUGAUGGAGGAGGGUGUGCCCACGUGCUACUGUGUCCCCGACUAUCAUGGCGAAAAGUGCGAGUUCCAGUACGAUGAGUGCCAAUUGGGUCCACGUUGCAUGAACGGCGGUGUUUGCAUCGACGGAGUGGACACCUUCUCGUGUUCAUGUCCGCCCCUGCUGACUGGCAUGCUCUGCGAGUGCUUGAUGGUGGGCGAGGAGUCUCUGGACUGCAAUUACACGGCACCAGUCACACAAGCUCCGCCCAGGAGGACCACCACCACAUCCACAAUGGCGCCGCCCACAGUGAGGCCUGUCACUCCGCCAGAGACCACUGUACCGCCAAGGGUAUCCGAAGAGGUGGACAUAGUAGUGGUUACCACAACUGCUCCUGUGGAAAUAUUGGUUACUCCUGCCGUGUCCUCCUCAUCAUCCUCAUCCGAGGAGGCAGUUUCCGUGGAGAUCAAAACACCGACUAUGGCUCCACCCGAAAGCGAUAGCCAAAGCGUAUCCGUGGAGCAAACCACAAUUAUUCCCGCACAACCUGAGCCAGAACCAGAUGUUGAACCCAAGCCUCAACCCGCACCAUCUUCUGAAUCGGAAACGGAGGAGGAAAUAGUACCAGGAACCACAGCUAGACCGCCUGUUAGCAGAUCCUCUAGCUCUUCGGAGGAAUCGCCAAGCAUAUAUACCACUUUGCCACCUCUGCCGGGAAAAUCUCUGACCACUUCAUCGGCAGAAAGUUCAGGUGAAGUGGUCACCUCCGAGGAAUACACAACUGUGCCGCAUUUCGAAGUGAGUGCUGAAAGUGGCAGCGACGAGGUCACCACCAUGCGACCCACUGCAGCACCCAGCAUCACCAUACAAGUGGAGGUCACCUCAUCCAGCAGCAGCAGCAGCAGUAGUUCGGAAUCAGAGGAGAUAGUCACCACACCAGCUCCCGUUUUUGUGCAGAGAGUAACCACAAUUGAGACCAGCAUCUCCAUAGACUAUGUCACGCCCACUACGCCGCCGGAAAGCGUGCCAGUGCCCAGGCCCACAUUUGCCCCAGAGCCACCGCUGGAUGUGGUGGAAACGACUGCCUCAACGCACCACCUUUGGACGGAGGUGCCCACCACGGCGGCUCCUUUCUUCACCGAAUACCCAGCCGAAGUGCUAAUCACCACACAUCGAACGAGUGCCGGCAGAUUCACCACUGUGCAGCCACCUGUAGGGGUCACCACUGUUCCAUCUGAAGACGAUUCUUCCGUGGAGUUACCCACACCGCACACGCCCCACAUAGUGGUCACCAUAUUGGAUGCAAAUGCCACAAUAGCACCAUUGAUAACCACAACUGGAUUGCCAGCGACCUAUCAUCAUCACCACCAUCAUCACCACGAACCAGAGGGAACCACUCGGCAUCCCCUAGAAGAAGAUGACCACCAUCACCACCACCACCACCAUCAUCUCGACGAGGUCACCACUCCACUGCCAGUGGAAAUGACUACGGGACAUCCUCUGCAAACGGAGGACUUGGUUGGAGUACAAGAACCUUCUUUGGUGACCACAGUGGAACCGUUUGUGCCGCCCGAGACGACGAUGGUGCCAGUGGUGGUGGUGGUUCCUGUAACUAUUACACCACCUGGAACCACGGCAGCUCCUGUUUCUCCGGCGACUACUCCUGCACCUACUCCGCCACCCACUGAGGCACCAACUACUCUGCCACCCGCUCCACCACCCACUCUGCCACCGGUGACCCUGCCGCCACCCACCAUACCACCCACCAUACCACCCACUCCCCCAUCAACGCAGUCCGCACAAACUUUACCGCCACCCACGUCGGCCAUAAAUGCUUACACCACCCCCGAAGGACCGCCCACUGCAGCCCAAACGAAGCCAACGGCAACGGAGAGCAGCGAGGAGGUGGAGGGCAGCAACACGGUCUCCUCCGGCGGAAGGGGAUCCGGUGGAGUGCCCGAGGAGAAGGCCGGCGACGUCGACUGCAUCAAACUGGGCUGCUACAAUGGCGGCACCUGCGUAACCACAUCCGAAGGAUCGCGGUGCGUUUGUCGCUUUGACCGGCAGGGUCCUCUAUGCGAGCUGCCAAUCAUCAUCCGCAACGCAGCUUUCUCUGGCGACUCGUACGUGUCGCACCGCAUCUACAAGGACAUCGGGGCGCACGAGUCCUUGGACGCCGUGCUGCCCAUGCACAUCCAGCUGAAGGUGCGAACGCGUGCCACCAAUGGACUGAUCAUGCUGGCUGCGGCCCAGGGAACCAAGGGGGGUCACUACAUGGCCCUGUUCCUGCAGAAAGGACUCAUGCAGUUCCAGUUCUCCUGCGGACUGCAGACGAUGCUGCUAAGCGAACUGGAAACGCCUGUGAACACCGGCCACGAAAUUACCAUUCGAGCUGAAUUGGACUUCAGCCGGAAUUACACACACUGCAACGCCUCGCUGCUGGUGAACGACACGCUGGCCAUGUCCGGGGAUCAGCCCACCUGGCUGAAGCUCCUGCCCCCGCGCCUCCACACCCCCGAGGUCAUACUGAACACCUGGCUGCACCUGGGCGGAGCGCCCCAGGCGCCGAUUGGACUGAUUAUCGAAUUGCCGCCGGCCCAGAGUGGCACCGGCUUCACCGGCUGCCUCCAUACGCUGCGCAUCAACGGACAGGCUCGCGAGAUAUUCGGGGAUGCUUUGGAUGGCUUUGGCAUCACGGAAUGCGGCUCUUUAGCCUGUCUAUCGAGUCCUUGUCGCAAUGGCGCCGCCUGCAUCAAGAUCGAGACCAACGAUCUGGACGAGAACGGCGAGAAGGCGGAGAAGUGGAAGUGCAAGUGUCCCACGGGCUACAUGGGACCCACCUGCGAGAUAUCCGUGUGCGAGGACAACCCGUGCCAGUACGGUGGAACCUGCGUACAGUUUCCGGGCAGCGGCUACCUUUGCCUGUGUCCGCUGGGCAAACACGGCCACUACUGCGAACACAAUCUGGAAGUGGCCCUGCCCUCCUUUUCCGGCAGUGUCAAUGGACUCUCCUCGUUUGUGGCCUACACGGUGCCCAUACCCCUCGAAUAUUCCCUGGAGCUGAGCUUCAAGAUUCUGCCUCAAACCAUGUCGCAGAUCUCACUGCUGGCCUUCUUCGGCCAGUCGGGCUAUCACGACGAGAAGAGCGAUCACCUGGCGGUGAGCUUUAUCCAGGGAUACAUAAUGCUCACAUGGAACCUGGGAGCUGGACCUCGUCGGAUAUUCACCCAGAAACCCAUUGAUUUUCGGCUGGAUGCGCCUCGAGUUCCCUACGAGAUCAAAGUGGGACGCAUUGGACGACAGGCUUGGCUUUCGGUGGACGGCAAGUUCAAUAUUACGGGUCGGUCGCCCGGCAGUGGCAGUCGCAUGGAUGUGCUGCCCAUUUUGUAUCUUGGAGGACAUGAGAUAGCCAACUUCAAUACGCUGCCGCACGAUCUGCCAUUGCACUCGGGAUUCCAGGGAUGUAUCUACGAUGUGCAGUUGAAGGCGGGACAGGUCACGGUGCCGCUGCAGGAGACGCGUGGGGUCAGAGGUCGCGGGGUGGGUCAAUGUGGCACCAGGGAAUGCCACCGCCACGCCUGCCAGCACGAUGGCGCCUGCCUGCAGCAUGGAGCAACCUUUACCUGCAUCUGCCAGGAGGGCUGGUAUGGUCCACUCUGUGCCCAGCCCACGAAUCCCUGCGACUCCUUCAACAAUAAAUGCUACGAGGAUGCCACCUGUGUGCCACUGGUCAAUGGCUACGAGUGUGAUUGUCCUGUGGGACGAACGGGCAAAAACUGCGAGGAGGAAAUCCGUUCCCUGAGCGAUGUAUCCCUAACCGGUAGACGUUCUUACUUGGCGGUUCGUUGGCCAUAUUUAUAUGAUGGUGGUGAUAAACUGGGUGCCAAACGCUCCCAAAUGGUCAGCUACAGGAACUUUACAAAGAAGCUAAUGCCCCCGAAACCGAUUACCACGCCCAGCACCCAUUUUGUGAUGAAACUACUGAAUGAGGUGGAAAAACAGCGAAGUUUCUCGCCAGUUCCUUUGAUGGGAUCGAAAACCUUCGAGGAGCACCACCGAGUGCAGUUCUUCUUUAUCGAAUUCCAAUUGCGCCCGCUCUCGGAAAGAGGAUUGCUUCUGUACUUUGGCACCCUGAACAACAAUCAGGACAAGAAGAUUGGCUUCGUAUCCCUAUCGCUGCAAGGUGGUGUGGUGGAGUUCAGGAUCUCAGGCCCAAGUACCCAUGUGACGGUGGUGCGGAGUGUGCGGAUGUUGGCCAUCGGCGAGUGGCACAAGAUCAAAAUGGCGCAGCGGGGCAGAUGGCUCACAUUGUGGGUGGAGGGCAGUGCCUCAUCGGCCUUGGCCCCAUCCGCCGAGGUGCUGGUCGAACCCGACUCCCUGCUCUACAUUGGCGGACUGAAGGAUGUAUCCAAACUGCCGCACAACGCCAUCUCCGGAUUCCCGAUUCCCUUCAGAGGAUGUGUCCGCGGACUGGUGGUCAGUGGAACUCGCAUUGUGCUCAACGAAACCAACAUUGUGGAAUCGCGUAAUAUUCGAGACUGUGAUGGCACCGCCUGUGGCGGCGAUUCCUGUGAAUCCGGCGGACAUUGUUGGCUAGAUGAGAAGCUGCAGCCGCACUGCAUCUGCCCGGAAUAUGCAAAAGGAGAUCGCUGCGAAUAUUCGGAGACCUGCAAGCUCAUUCCCUGCAAAAAUAAUGGCAGAUGUUUGAGAAGUGGACGCUGUUCGUGUCCAAAUGGCUGGGGUGGCUUCUACUGCGAAAUUGCUAUGAGCAAGCCGACGACGCCGAGCUUCCGUGGCAACAGUUACCUGAUCUUGCCGCCGCCGCGAAUUCCGAUGAAAGACAAGAGACGGGGACCCUCGCUCUAUGUCCGCCCCCGCGAAGCCAUCCAAGUUUCGCUGAACUUCUCCACCAUCGAGCCGGACGGACUGCUCCUGUGGAGCGAGCACGAGAGGAGCAAGUUCCUGGGACUGGGCUUGGAGGCGGGUCACCUGAAGUUGGCCAGUAAUCUGCUGGGAAGUGCCAACGACACGGUGAGGGCCCCGGCCAGCGGUUUCAUAGCCGAUGGCGCUUGGCACUGGACAAGUGUGCUGCUGGACCGAUCGAGGCUGGAACUCCAGCUGGACGGGGAGGUGAUCUUCACGGAGAGAUUGCCCGAAGGCGGAAGAUCACCUCUUGGUUCGACAACACCGAGAACAACUAUAGCGGGCAGGCGCAAAAAUGCCACCAAGGAGCCAACAAUUAGCUACGAGGAUGUCUUUUACUUGGGUGGCUUCCCCAAUUCGGACUCGGUGAGCAGGCGCACAAAGGGCCGGUUCUUCGAUCCUUUCAAGGGCUGCCUGCAGGACAUCCAGUUCGGCGCCGAACCCACAGCGAUUAUCAGCGAUUUCUCAACGUACCAGGGCGAGAAUAUCGGAUCCUGUGAUCUGCACGGCGAUGAGCCGCUUAUUGUAUAGAAAACGAAAUCAAAAGCAAAAGGCAAAAUCGGAAAUACGAAUCUGUAGAAAAUUUCAUUCAGUUUGAACUUUCAAGAUUCGCAAUUUUCUCUGAGGAGCUAAUUGACGACGCGAUAUAUAGAGAGAACUUACUUAUAAGCUAAGUGAUAAGCGAGUUUAUAUAGGAAAUUGGGGGAAGUCCUCCUCCCGGAAUCAAUAUAUACACACAGUUUUUGGGCAAAGCUAUCGAUUUAAAAAAAAACGACAGACGAAUAAAAGACAAGAAAUGGAACGUAAUUUUGUAAAUUUUAUAGAAAUAAAUGAAAAACAAAAAAAAGACAAUGUUUAGACUUAAACUGUGGAAACAAACAACAAAUUAACUGGUUUAUCAAAACUAUACCAAAAGCAAGAAAGACAAAAUUUUAGACUAGGAUCUAAAUCUAGAAAAUACCGAUACCAGAUACAGAUUUAAACUUCUCUUACGUAAGUGAUAUUUCAAGUGGAAUAACGAUUAUGGAUAAACGAUCCAAAAUGCAUCUUAACUUAUCUGUAUGUAUAUUCUGUUGUUUCUGUUAAGCCAACCUUUUGUUAUGCAAUCGUAAGCAUUUGUGUUAGAUAAUAAAAAAUAAAAAUGUUCGAUCCAAACCUACCUUAUUUCUCCGAAUUUCAACACUCAACUGCCUACGAAAACUGCCCUUAACGAAAUUCUGCCAUUAUAAGUUGCUCUAUUUUUAAAUUUAAUUUAGUUAAGUCGUUUUUUCUCCCUGUUAUCAAUGUACGUUACUAUAGCAUUAAAAUCUCCUGGUUGAAGCCAUUUAGUUGCCUUGUAGUAAGUUAGCAUGUACUCUCUAUGAUUUAUCUUGAAAAAUUAACUCAAAAUCGAACUCGACUAUUCUAACAGCAAGUCAAGACGCAUACGGAAAAUCUAUGCUAGUCAUACAAUAUAAUUAUUCUUAUAAAUGGAAAACCAAGUAGCGAGAAAGAUACAAACAAACAAAAAUAUAUAUACAAUACUUAUACAAUACGAAACCAAAUGAAAAUUGUAACCAAAAACAGUAAUUUAAGUAUGUAUUUAUUUCGAGAGGCAUCUUAAUCAGCUAUAAUUUUAAAUAAAAAGAAAUCAAAUGGGAAUUAGAAAAGGUUAAUAAACUUAA
Drosophila elegans is the source of this 8540-nucleotide messenger RNA. It is a transcript of the gene eys, whose product is annotated as protein eyes shut. Gene Ontology annotation, molecular function: calcium ion binding. The transcript is spliced from 14 exons. Lineage: Eukaryota; Metazoa; Arthropoda; Insecta; Diptera; Drosophilidae. Gene Ontology annotation, biological process: heterophilic cell-cell adhesion; establishment or maintenance of epithelial cell apical/basal polarity. Bases 940 to 7407 code for a protein of 2155 amino acids. The record is from RefSeq and is a predicted model, not a curated record. Gene Ontology annotation, cellular component: plasma membrane; protein-containing complex.